Cydia splendana is the source of this 1262-nucleotide messenger RNA. It is a transcript of the gene TrpRS-m, whose product is annotated as tryptophan--tRNA ligase, mitochondrial. The transcript is spliced from 7 exons. NCBI's taxonomy places the organism in Eukaryota, Metazoa, Arthropoda, Insecta, Lepidoptera, Tortricidae. Gene Ontology annotation, molecular function: tryptophan-tRNA ligase activity; ATP binding. Gene Ontology annotation, cellular component: mitochondrial matrix; mitochondrion. The record is from RefSeq and is a predicted model, not a curated record. Gene Ontology annotation, biological process: mitochondrial tryptophanyl-tRNA aminoacylation. The coding region runs from base 58 to 1215 and encodes 385 amino acids.
UGAUAAAUAAAACUUGUGUUUGAAAUUAAUUAAAUAAAGACACAGUUUCAAUUGACUAUGGAGCUAUUAAAAAGAAGUUUCAUGAAUUGUAAACGGUGUUUAGCCUCCAGGGGGAUACACCAGAGUGGCGUUGCGGCAGUUUCCAGCAAGAGUUCGAAAGACAGUGGCGGCCGCUGGGAGCGGCGCGUGGUGUCAGGGCUGCAGCCGACAGGCACACUUCACGUCGGCAACUACUUCGGAGCCCUGCGGCGCUGCGCGCGCCUACAGCAGGCUGGUGAAGACCUCACGCUGUUUGUGGCAGACCUGCAUUCACUUACCACUCGACAUGACGCGAAUGCGCUGCGUGAGGACACCCUGGAGUUAGCAGCGUUGGCGUUGGCGUCCGGCGUGUGUCCUGAGCGCGGCGCGCUGUUCGUACAAUCCGCCGUGCCGCGACACACUGAGCUCUGCUGGCUUCUCGCCUGUCUCGCCACCAUGGCGCGUUUACAAGCGCUACCACAAUUUCGCGAGAAGUCAGCCAAGCUCCGCGACGUGCCGCUCGGCCUCCUCCUGUAUCCAGUGCUGCAGGCGGCCGACGUGCUGGUGUACCGCGCCACGCACGUGCCGGUGGGCGCUGAUCAGCUGCAGCACCUGCAGGUGGCGUCGGCGCUGGCGCGCCAGUUCGCGCACCGCUACGGGCCCGCGUUUCCAACGCCCGCUCCUUUAUUGCCAGAUGACGGCAGCGACCGCAUCCGCAACCUUCGCGAUCCGGCCAAGAAAAUGUCCAAAUCGGACCCCGAGGGCAAAUCCCGAAUAUUGCUGACAGAUGAUGACGCCGCCAUCGCGCUCAAGCUUAGAAAAGCCGUCACUGAUUUCACCCCGGAGGUGACGUUUGAUCCGGAAAACCGGCUGGGCGUGUCGAAUCUUGUGCAACUACACUGCUUGUCAACGGGCAUGACAACUAACGAAGCAGUAGAGGCGGCAAAAGGACUCACGACGGCGCAAUACAAGGGCGUGGUAGCCGACGCGCUAGCUAAGGAACUCCGGCCCGUGCGCGCACGCUAUUUAGAACUACGAGAACGACCGCGCCUAGUCCGCGACAUCUUAGACCGCGGCGCCGAGAAGGCGCGGCGGCGCGCCGACGAGACCUACGCCGACGUGGCCGCGCGCGUUGGAUUAAUCGCGCCGGCGUUGCCGCCUCACACCUUGCUUGACGCCGCCGCCGCCGCCGAAUAGACUUAGCUCAACACUAUUUAAUUGUUAAUUUAAGUAGAUUAUUUUGU